CCGCCGGGCAUGGCCAUGGCCCCGGCCCCGGCCCCGGCCCCAGCCGGUCCCCCGCCGGGGGGCACCUCCGCGGGGGAGAUGGAGCGGUACUACUGCCUGCUGCGGGCCGCCGCGCUGCUGGAGGCCGCCGCCGCCGAAACUGCAAUACCCAUCUGUGCAAAGGACAUCAGCGAUGAUUUGAUGAAGGAGUUUGCUUUUCUUUCUGGUGGCCGAGGGAAGGACAAGGCUUGGAUCAUCACCCUCCCCGACAACGCUCGCUUCAACGAGGUGCCCGAGGAGAUCGUGUCCAAAGUCUUAACGUACCUAACGUCAGUCCCAAGUCAACAUGAGUCUGACACCAAAUUUAUCCUAAUCCUGGACAGAAGAUUGGACACAUGGACAUCUGUCAAAAUGACUCUCCAAAAAAUAGCAGCGUCUUUCCCAGGGAACCUGCACUUAGUGAUGGUCCUUCGUCCCACGGGGUUUUUCCAGCGCACCUUCACUGACAUUGGAUUUCGGUUCAGCCAGGAGGAUUUUCUACUCAAGUUACCGGUCGUUAUGCUGAGCUCCGUUAGCGACCUGCUGAUGUACAUCGAUGAGCAGCAAUUAACCCCGGAGUUUGGAGGCACCCUGGAGUACUGCCACAGCGAGUGGGUCAUCUUCAGGACUGCAAUAGAGAGUUUUGCACUAACCGUGAAGGAAAUUGCACAGAUGUUACAAUCCUUUGGCACGGAGCUGGCGGAGACCGAGCUACCAGAGGACAUGUACUCCAUCGAGCGCAUCCUGGCCCUGCGCACGGAAAAAUACUUCCAGCUCAAGGAAGAUAUUACAGCAGUCACAAAAGAGGGAAACUUGCUUUUGAGCAGCUUUGAAGAGCCCGAUGCCGGGGAAUGCAGUCAGGACCAGCACCACGAGAGGCCUGGGGACUGGGAGACCGUGAAUCGGUUACUGGGUCAGCUGCGGGAGAUGGAGACGGCUUUUGAUGGCUUCUGGGAAAAACAUCAGUUAAAAAUGGAGCAGUAUUUACAGCUGUGGAAGUUUGAGCAAAGUUUUCAAGAGGUCAAGAAUGCCAUUGAAUUUUUAAUGGGUCAGCAAGCGGAGCUGCCCGACACUGGCGACAGCGUCCCCCAAGUAAAGCAGAGGCUCAAGGACCUGGAUCACUUCGAUGGUAUGGCUCAGGACCUGAUAGGGAAGGCUCAGGUGGUGAUACUCCACGGCCACCAGCUAGCAGCAAAUCACCACUACGCCCUCAACUUGAUCUGCCAGCAAUGCAACGAGCUGCGGCACCACUCCGAUGUCUUGUCCGAUGAGAUCAAAAGGAAGCAGAUGCGACUGCAGAAGACCUUGGAUCUUCACACCCGCCUUCAGCAGGCUCUGCAGUGCUGUGACGAAGGUGCCUACCUGCUCGCCAACCAGCAGAUGGACAAGUGCCAGUCCAAAGAAGGCGCUCAGAAAGCUCUCCAGGACAUAGAGAGAUUUCUUGAAAGCUCUUCAGCCUACUUAAACUACGAUCCCCAAGCCCUCCACUAUGAUUUUGAGUCAGUCUUGACAUCAGAGUUGAAGUGCCAGAUACAGUCGGUGCAGGUCAAGCUUGAGAACGUCCGGAGCAUGUUUGAGAAUCGUCAGUCUUGCUUCAAGAAGCUGUUGGAUAAGCACGUGCGGCCGGUCCAAUUGGUAGCCCCUCGGCCAGAAAAUCCACCGAGAUCAAAAUCACCAUUAUUCUCUCCUAAACAUGGUGUGGAUUUUAAUUCCAGUUUGAAAUUUUCAUUUGAUCUCUCUCUCCCGGGGAAGAAAACGUCAAGAAAAACUCCGAGUUCUCGCAAGAUUGAAGUAAUGCACGACUACCAGGAGAAACGGAAUUCCUUGCAAUAUUUCAUUUCAGACAGUGACGACAGCUUGGAUAUACUAAAAGGUCACGUCAUAAAUGAGCUUAUAGAAACUGAGAGAGUGUACGUAGAGGAACUCUUCACUGUUUUGACGGGCUACAGAGCUGAGAUGGACAACCCUGCCAUGCUCAUCCUCAUGCCUCCCGUGCUGAGGAACAGGAAGGAUGUCCUCUUUGGAAACAUGCCCGAGAUAUACGACUUCCACAACAAAAUUUUCCUGCACAGUCUGGAAAGCUGCCUGGGAGCGCCCGAGAGAGUGGGAUUUUGUUUCCUAGACAGGCGGCAGGAUUUCCAGAUGUAUGAGAAAUACUGCCAGAACAAGCCCCGCUCGGAGUCCCUGUGGAGGCAGUGCUCUGAAAGCACCUUCUUCCAGGAAUGCCAAAGAAAAUUGGAGCACAAACUCGGGCUGGAUUCCUAUUUGCUGAAGCCAGUGCAGCGCCUGACAAAAUACCAGUUACUCCUGAAGGAGCUGCUAAAGUACAGCACGAGCUGUGAUGGAGUUCAGGAACUUCAAGAAGCUCUGGUUGCAAUGUUGGAUUUGCUGAAGUCAGUCAACGACUCUAUGCAUCAGAUUUCAAUCACAGGAUAUGAUGGUGACCUGAGCGAACUGGGGAAAGUGUUGAUGCAAGGAUCUUUCAGUGUUUGGACAGGACACCGAAAAGGUCCAACAAAAAUGAAGGAUCUUGCCAGGUUCAAGCCAAUGCAGAGGCAUUUGUUCCUGUAUGAGAAAGCCUUGGUCUUCUGCAAGAAGCGAGAGGAGCAUGGAGACGGAUACGACAAAACCUCAUCUUACAGUUUUAAGCAUUUUUUGAAAAUGAACGCGGUUGGAAUAACGGAGAAUGUGAAAGGAGAUCAUCGGAAAUUUGAAAUCUGGUAUAGUGGGCGAGAAGAGGUCUAUGUCGUGCAGGCCCAAACAGUAGAUCUGAAGAUGGCAUGGUUGAAUGAAAUAAGAAAAAUUUUGUUCAAGCAGCAGGAGCUUAUUAAAGUGGAGAAGCAGCAGCCCGGCUCCUGCACGGACCAGCUCCCACUCUCCUCCCAGCUGGGUGAUGGGAAGCAGCAGAGAGCCUCCAUAAGCUCAGAAGAGAACGAUUCAGAGCGCACCAGCCCGGUGAUGCUGGACAGUGGGCUCCCGUCCCCCCAGAACAAGCCCCACAGAAGCUGGCCAGGAAUGUCACAGUCCCUGGAGAUCUGCGAGGGGCUGGAGGAGUGGUCAGGAAACCAGUACCUCUCCAACUGCUCCGACACCGAAGAGGAGGAUGGGAACCAGCUGUCUCCAGGAAAAUACAAAGCCCUGGCGGACUGCAAGAGGAGAGGCUCAGAAGACCUGCUGGUGAAAAAUGGGGAUGAAAUUCAGCUUUUGCAUGAAGAUGGUGAGGGACAGUGGUUGGUGAAAAACCUAAACAGAAGAAAAGAAGGCUGGAUUCCUGUCCACAGUCUGCAGAUAGUGGUGGGGGACUGCAGAUACCGGAACGCCAAAGUGGCAGAUGCUGCCCUGUGUAACACGAGAAAGUUUAGUUCCCCUUGAAUUAAGGGUGAACUAGUAGCAUCCUAUUUUCGAUGCUCUUUGGAAGCUUUCGACUCAGUGUUACAGAGAACCAGCACAGUAGUUGGAGUUGUCCUGUACCAUCCAUCACAUUCCCAGACCUCCACAGCUUCAUCUGCACUCAACGGGACCGGGGUCCUAAGCAGCUUCUCAUAGUCAUAAAGGAAGCCAUUCUCUGCUCUUUCAUUUUUUUUACUCUCCUGUGGAAAGUACAGUAUUUUAUUCAUUUUACCUGCUGUUUUUUCCAUGACAUCCAUCACGUUUCAUCAGAGAAGUACACUACAGUUUCCUGACACUUUGUUUAGAUGCUUGAAGUUUCCUCUACAGGUUGAAGGCUACUUAUUAGCUGACAACUGUUGAAGUCGAUUGCAAAUAAAAGAGUUGAGUUUUGGUAAACCAAAAAAAAAAACAAAAAAACCACCAAAAACCAACCAACCAACACCAAACCACAAAGAAGCUGUAUGUCCUGCUUGAUUGAUUUUAUGGAUGGAUUUUUCUUAGAUAUCUACCUGAGCUAUGUGAAUGUAAUGUUCUGUACGAGCAUCAUCUGGCUGACUCACGUGUGAAGAUGCAAUAACGCUAAAGAUCCUCUUUUUUUUUUGCACUUAGGGCCUGAUUCCAGCCCAUUGCAGUCAGUCCCAUUGAUUUCAGUGAGGUUUGGGUCAGGUCACACUGACAACUCAGGGUUGUCACCAAUCACUUAGGGUCCCAAAGUGUCCCAAGGCUGAAACCUGUAUCUAGCAAGUGUUGAAGUUUACAUUAAAUGUAUGUACUUUUGGAACACGUGCCAUAAAUCCAAGUUAAAUGUCCAUGUUUGCACUAAGGAUGUUCUUGUGAUAAGACUCUACUUUUCAGCAUCUUUAACAAUAAUGUAUCUAUGGAAUUUUUGAGACAGAAGAAAAAAAAAAAAA
Messenger RNA from Calidris pugnax (ruff), 4319 nucleotides. It is a transcript of the gene MCF2, whose product is annotated as MCF.2 cell line derived transforming sequence. NCBI's taxonomy places the organism in Eukaryota, Metazoa, Chordata, Aves, Charadriiformes, Scolopacidae. The transcript is spliced from 30 exons. The coding region runs from base 10 to 3390 and encodes 1126 amino acids. Gene Ontology annotation, biological process: intracellular signal transduction; dendrite development. The record is from RefSeq and is a predicted model, not a curated record. Gene Ontology annotation, cellular component: cytoplasm. Gene Ontology annotation, molecular function: guanyl-nucleotide exchange factor activity; protein binding.